CCUAGCCCGCCAAAAGUGAUUUGUUGUGCGCUCGUUGUGAAAAAUCGCAGAUAAAUCUUUUUUGAUUGCAUACAGUUUUAGAUAUAAAAUAGAUCAAAUGGCUCCUGCAAAUGUGUCCCAGACAGAUAUAAGUAUUGAAGAUGAAGACGAGAUUAUGGCUCUGGAGAAACUGCUGGGUGCAGCGGAAAACGACGGUGCAGAAUCAGCAAAACCGGAGAAAUCCAAACCCACACCCACUUUGGCCAAUGCUGUUCCAAAACUCCGCGAAGACAGCAGUUUUGCAGAUGCCUUCAGUUAUGAAAAGACCGUGAAGCCGGCCAAGAAGGAGAAACCACUGGCUAGUAAGGAACCGGAACUAGACUCAUCCGACGAUGAGGAGGUCAAGAACUUCCUGGAACGCAAGUAUAAUGAGUACGGAAGCGAUAUAAAUAAAACGCUGAAGCAGCAGCGAGAAUCGGCUCAUGAGGGUAAGGUGGCAAGGGAGGUGGAUAAUGCCCUGAAGACUAGCAAGAUGGUGACAUCCACUCCACAGCCUCCUCUCAAAAAUCCUCACAAUCCCAUCAAGCGGCAGUCUACGGUUAGCAGCUCCUUUCAAAGGCCUCCCCCUGCUGCAGCAGCAGUGGCCGCCUCUUCUAAGCCGAGUGCUCCUGUGUCUGCAGUUUACACGGAUCCGGUUUUCGGGCUUCGCAUGAUCAACCCAUUGAUCUCCAGUUCACUCCUUCAGGAGCGUAUGGGAGAACGAAAGGCUGUGCCCUUUUCCGGAGUGGCGUUUCACAUUGAGCGUGGCGACCUGGCCAAAGAUUGGGUCAUUGCCGGCGCUCUGGUUUCCAAGAAUCCAGUGAAGAACACGAAAAAGGGCGAUCCUUACUCGACGUGGAAGCUUUCGGAUUUGAAAGGGGAGAUCAAAACCAUAUCGCUUUUCCUCUUCAAGGAGGCUCACAAAGCGCUGUGGAAGACAGCUGAAGGCAUGUGCCUGGCGGUCCUGAAUCCAACCAUUUUCGAGCGCCGAGCAGGAAGCUCCGAUGUGGCAUGCUUGUCAAUCGACACCUCUCAAAAGGUUAUGAUCUUGGGACAGUCCAAAGAUCUGGGAACUUGUCGGGCCACCAAAAAGAAUGGUGAAAAAUGUACCUCAGUUGUUAAUAUCACCGAUUGUGACUAUUGCCUGUUUCAUGUAAAGCAGGAGUAUGGCAAGAUGUCCAGGCGAUCAGAACUUCAGUCGGCCACGGCUGGGCGAGGUCUGAAUGAGCUGAGAAACAAAGUAUUAGGCAAAACGGAGGUAUUCUACGGCGGACAAUCUUUUACAGCUGUUCCGGCGAAAAAGAGCGCAAAACUAAUCAACAAAGAACGUGAUCGUCUCAGUAGCCUAGCUGGAUACGAUGUGUCGCCGUUUUCUCAUACAGCGGACCACGCCUCAAAACCAAAAUCAGCCACGCCUCAGUCGGUGCCCUAUGCCGAACGAACGGGACCGAUUUCCCGGUCAGCAGGUGGCGUAGAAGCCUCUUCUAAACAGAGAAACAAGGAUCUCGAGCGGUUGCGUUUGUUAAAGGCUGAAAAUGAACGGUUUGAAAAGUCAACCGAAGCCAAGGGUCAUGUACUAGGGGAAGCUAGUAAAGCGGAAGCCACGGUCACGCCUAGUACACCCACAACGCCGGUUGCUGUGCCGGACAAGUUCAAGAAUCGAGGAUUUUCUUUUGACGCCAGUUUGACUCCUAAACUAUCAGGCAGCGAAAACUUCUCUUUUGAGGUCAAUGUCGGAGCACGACAAGCCCAAAGUGCCAAAAUGAGGGCAGCAGCAUUGCUGAAGAAGAAACCUCUGGAAAAGGUCAAUCCCAACUCAACCAGAGGCACUGAAACGGGCAAAAGGAGAGCCAUCGAUGAGCUCAAUGACAAGUUCUCCAGCAGCGCUAAGCGUCAGAAAAUAGAGGAAGAGGAGCGUGAGCUGAUGCGCAAGUCCCGCAUUGAGAAAAUCAUGGCCGCCACCUCGUCACACACGAAUCUAGUGGAGAUGCGAGAGCGGGAGGCUCAGGAGGAGUACUUCAAUAAGUUGGAGCGUAAGGAGGCCAUGGAGGAGAAGAUGCUGGGAACCUACAAGAUGCCUUGCAAAGCCGUCAUCUGUCAAGUCUGCAAGUACACCGCCUUUUCCGCCGCCGAUCGCUGCAAGGAGGAGAGACAUCCACUUAAGGUUGUGGAUGCCGAAAAGCGUUUCUUCCAGUGCAAGGACUGCGGUAAUCGCACAACCACGGUGUUCAAGUUACCCAAGCAGAGCUGUAAGAACUGUAAGGGUUCGCGCUGGGUAAGGUCGGGCAUGAUCCGGGAAAAGAAGGUCCUCACCGGCAGGGAGUCCUUAUCCAUUCGAGGCGAUGAGGAGGUCUUUUUGGGAAGUGUGGCAAAUAGUGCCAGCCUUAAUCUCUUGGUACCCGACGAAGAAUAGACGAAAAUUUGUUUCUU
Messenger RNA from Drosophila bipectinata, 2448 nucleotides. It is a transcript of the gene Mcm10, whose product is annotated as minichromosome maintenance 10 homolog. The record is from RefSeq and is a predicted model, not a curated record. Gene Ontology annotation, molecular function: DNA replication origin binding; single-stranded DNA binding. Gene Ontology annotation, biological process: DNA replication; DNA replication initiation. Gene Ontology annotation, cellular component: nuclear replication fork; nucleus. NCBI's taxonomy places the organism in Eukaryota, Metazoa, Arthropoda, Insecta, Diptera, Drosophilidae.